Molecule: messenger RNA, 753 nt
Organism: Brenthis ino (lesser marbled fritillary)
Lineage: Eukaryota; Metazoa; Arthropoda; Insecta; Lepidoptera; Nymphalidae
Source: the annotation of a GenBank genome assembly
AUGGUAUGUACAGGAAGCCCGGCAAGAAUUUCUGGCGGUACAAUCGCCAAUAUAAACGAUUAUCCGUUUGCAACAUCCCUUCUAAGCAACCAAGGCCAAGGAGCAUAUAACCAGGCAUGUGGUGGUACAAUCAUUUCAAGGACAGCUAUCCUGUCUGCUGCUUCUUGCUUCGUUACGAAUAAUAUGGUUGAACCAGUACUGUGGUGGCGGGCCAGGAUCGGAACAGCCAACUCUAACACUCAAGGCCUGGUCCAUCUCAUUCGCCAGAUCACAGUUCACGAGGACUACCAAGCUGUUACUCGAGUCAACGACAUCGCAGUGCUCAGGACCUCUGUCGCCUUUGUGUAUGGAGAUACUGUACAAGCAGCAGAUAUCGCUGGUGGAGCAUACUCAUUGGCGGUUAACGAUCGUGUUUGGGGAAUUGGAUGGGGUGCCACUUCGGUGGUAGGAUCAUCAUCACCUGAACUUCGCCAUGUCGAGAUAUUUAUAAACGAUCAACAAAUAUGUGCUAGCCGUUAUAGCGAGAUUGGCUUCGACGUCACCAAUAACAUGUUAUGUGCCGGCUGGCUCGAUGUUGGAGUCAGAGGACAGUGUCAGGGUGAUACAGGCAGUCCACUUCUUCAUCAAGGGGUCGUUGUGGGAGUGUAUUCUUGGUCUCAGGGUUGCGGAAACAGUCGCUACCCUAACAUAAAUACAAGAGUUUCAGCGUAUUCAAGAUGGAUAGAGGCAACUGCUACUGCAGCUUUAACCAAU